Molecule: messenger RNA, 2045 nt
Organism: Sinocyclocheilus anshuiensis
Lineage: Eukaryota; Metazoa; Chordata; Actinopteri; Cypriniformes; Cyprinidae
Product: zinc finger CCCH-type antiviral protein 1
Exons: 10
Coding region: 70-1161 (363 amino acids)
Cellular component (GO): nucleus
Molecular function (GO): NAD+ poly-ADP-ribosyltransferase activity; zinc ion binding
Source: RefSeq, a predicted model, not a curated record
CACACACGAGCAUAUGCAGUUAUGUUUACGAGAAAAUGAAACCGAAAGAAUAUAGGUCGUGUUUCACUUAUGAAUAUGGCUUCGAACUAUCAAGAGGAUUCGGAUGAAGGCAGCAACGAACAGUCUAGUGAAAGCUGCGCAGAAUACAAUGACAGUGACACAGAUUCUGAGGCAGACAGAGAUUCUGGCUCUGAAAGUGAAGAAGACGCACAAACAUCUAGCAAGCGGAAUGUCUGUAUGAAUUACAAUCGUGGUCACUGCCGUUAUGGAGACAAAUGUAGGAAUGAGCACAUAUGCAAUGACUUCCUGAAGGAUUCGUGCAAGUUUGGUGCCGGGUGUCGUCUCAACCACAACGUUCAGAGUUCAUCGUCAAGACAAGGCGGAAGAAGAAGCAUACCCUCAUCUGCAGAAAUAGAGACUGAUGAAGAAUUUGAUGGGCCCUACAAAUGGCAGUUGAAUAUUGGAAAGGGCUGGAAGAACAUUUCCAAUGAUCACAUUCUAGAAGCCCAAUAUUCACUCCCCAACAUCAAAGGAAUCAAGAUCUAUAACACCCAAGCUGGGGUUAUUUCUAUUGAUUUCACUAAAAUGAGAGUUCUUCAGAAAACAAAUAUUAAAGUGCGGCGUAUGAGCGCAAACGAUACAGAAUGGCUGUGGUAUUACAGAGGUGACCACUGCUGGUAUCAGUAUGGAGAGAAGGGCAAAGCCAGUCCAAUUCAGAGCUCAAAACUGGAGAAGAAGUAUCAAAACAACCGCCGUGGCUCAGUCAAGUUCACCGUCGACUCGACCCAGUAUGAGAUUAGCUUUAAAGAAAUGCUUCAGAGAAAUUUACCUACAGGCCGUAAGAGGCGGGUUAGACGCCGCCCUAAAUAUGAACCAUCUCCAAAUGGAGGAUUACGUGGAAUAACCUCCCAAUUAAAAAACAUGUUCAGCCCUUCAACAAAUAAAACUCCAGAGUGGCAGUUUAAAGGGAAAAAUCAGUGGUACACCUUCAAUAACACGGGUGGUUGUUCAGUCUCAAGUGCUGACAUUGAGAGGUGUUACCAACAAAACCAAACGACCAUGAAUUUUACUGUGAGCAGUGACAGUUACACUCUGGAUUUUGCAAAGAUGAGUCAAGUUAACCAGAAAACAAAGGCCGAACGCAAGGUCAGGCGUGUGUAAAAGUAAAAAGGGCGCUCAAGGUCUUGCAGAAGAUGUUGGCUGAUACUCAAGAUCCAAACAAGCAAAUAAGAGUCGAAUCUGGGGUGGAAGUAAACACAACGUUAUUUAGUGAUUUUGGCUGAUAUGAAUGUUAGUGAUUGUGAUUUUGAAUGUUUUAUCCGGAAUUAGUGUAUUAUUUGGUAAACUGCCUGUGGAAAAUAGAAAUUCGAAGUCUUUAUUCAGGUAUUUUGACCGAUGUUAAGUUUAUAUGAAUUAUUUUAAAUGCUGCUUCCCAUCAACUUGAAGACAAAUAUGAAACGUGCCUAAAGCAACCUAUUUUUUGCUUUCUGUUUAUCUUAAAGAAUUCCAUACUUUAAACUGCUAUCAUUUUUGGUUAUUCUAUAAUUACUCUUACUAACCAAUGUGCCUGAACAAUACAGGCAUUAUACUGCGUCAUUUUGCUAGUAUUUACUCUAAGUGCAUGUUGGUAACUGCCUGAGAACCAAUGUUUACCCACUGCUUGUGAAACUUUUUCCAGCUGAUCAGUUUCAUUUUCCAUCUUUAGCAUUUACAUACUCACAGACGUGCUCAAAGGAUUUUAAAAAAUCAAGGAUACACGCACUGUGUAAAUAUUGAGCAAUGUGCAAUACAAUCUACAAUAUCAUCCGAUGCACGAUGCAGCAUAUUUUUACAUUACAAUAUGCAAAAUGUACAAUGAAUCAAUGUUGCAUCAAAUGAUUAAUUAUGACAUUAUGAACAAUCAUUUGGGUGAACCUGUUUUUACUGGGGGUUUUAAUUACAAACUGAACUGUUUACUUGGGUAACAACAUGCUAUGCAAAGUGUCUGUAGUGUCAUAUGGAUGCCUUUAUAUGCAAUAAUUGAUGAAAAUAAAAUGAUAAAAUGA